Molecule: messenger RNA, 3207 nt
Organism: Aspergillus ibericus CBS 121593
Lineage: Eukaryota; Fungi; Ascomycota; Eurotiomycetes; Eurotiales; Aspergillaceae
Product: putative kinesin family protein (KipA)
Exons: 5
Coding region: 1-3207 (1068 amino acids)
Biological process (GO): microtubule-based movement; protein phosphorylation
Molecular function (GO): microtubule motor activity; ATP binding; protein kinase activity
Source: RefSeq, a predicted model, not a curated record
AUGGCGGUUUCGCCUUUGAACCCCCUCGCCUUGUCACGCGCAGCUUCAAACUCGAAUGAAGCCAGUAAAUCGGAAAAGGCUCCUGUCAUCAGCUCACCUCAUAAGCAGAGAGGCAGAUUGUCGCCUCGACUGGUGAAGACCCCCGACCGUGAGAUCACGGAACAACUAAACGAGGAUGUGAGGCAGAAGUACAUCAAAGAUAAGAAGCUGGGUGAGGGUACUUAUGCCGUAGUAUUCCUCGGGCACCUUCGCACAGACCCGUCCUCAUACGUUGCCAUAAAAAAGAUUAAAGUCAACGCUGAAUACAAAGACGGACUUUCGAUGGACGCGAUUCGGGAGGUAAAAUACCUGCAAGAGCUUUCACAUCCAAAUAUUAUUGCACUCCACGAUGUGUUCUCAUCCAAGGAUCAGAAUCUCAAUCUGGUCCUAGAAUACCUACCGCGCGGUGAUCUUGAGAUGCUCAUCAGGGACAGCAGUAUCCAGUACGGUGCUGCUGACGUUAAGGCCUGGAUGGGAAUGCUUGCCAGAGGUGUUUGGUUUUGUCACGAGAAUUUUAUUUUGCAUCGCGAUAUAAAACCAAACAACCUUCUUGUCGCUGCCGACGGAGAAGUUAAACUUGCAGAUUUUGGCUUGGCUAGGUCGUUUGCUGACCCAUACUUAAACAUGACACACCAGGUUAUUACACGCUGGUAUCGACCUCCGGAGUUGCUUUUCGGUGCGCGACAUUACUCUGGAGCCGUCGAUGUUUGGUCUAUGGGAAUGGUCUUCGCCGAACUUCUUCUCCGGGUUCCAUUCGUUGCGGGGAACUCCGAUCUAGACCAAAUCUCUAAGCUUUGUGAAGCUUUCGGAACGCCAACGGAGGACAUCUGGCCGGGCCCAGAAGCAUCACCUUCACAAAGUAGAAGCUCAUCUGCACAAGGGUCUUAUUCAACAAGUGCAACUACUUUUGAAGAUGCCGAUGAAGGUCCGGGUGCACAAAAGUCAACUGCAAAAUUGAAAGAGACAAAGGGAAAUGUCAUUGUGAGCGUCCGAGUGCGUCCUGACGCGAACGGUGGCGAAAUCACGAAGACUGCUGAAUGGAUGGUAGAUGGAAGACAAGGCAUCAUUUCGUACAACGGAAAAGAAGGCGGUGAUUAUUCGUAUGAUAACGUGUUCCCCCCUCAUGAACACAACGCCAAAGUCUACGACGCUGCAGCAAAACGCCUAGUGAGGCGGGUAAUGGAAGGAUAUCAUGGUACAGUCUUCGCGUACGGCAUGACUGGUACUGGCAAGACUUUUUCUAUGCAAGGAACUGCAACGUCUCCGGGAGUGAUACCGUUGGCAAUAACGGAUAUAUUCUCCUUUAUCAGGGAAACGCCACACCGAGAAUUCUUACUACGCGUCAGUUAUCUCGAGAUAUAUAACGAAAAGAUCAACGACCUGCUGUCAGCCUCAGUUUCUGGCGGGCCCACUGCUCCUCAACAGGAGGAGAUCAAGUUGCGCGAAGACAGCAAACGAGGUGUAUAUGCAACACCAUUGAAAGAAGAAAUCGUCCAGAGCCCGACACAGCUUCUCCGUGUAAUAGCAAGAGGAGACCACGCUAGAAGGACCGGCAGCACGCAAUUCAACUCCCGCAGCUCUCGAAGUCACGCAGUUGUUCAAAUUGUUGUCGAGAGCAGGGAACGAGUGCCCACUGGAGCUUCUCAGGACAGAAGGUCAGGCCUGGUUCCAGGCGGGGUUCGAGUAUCAACGCUUAGUCUGAUAGACCUUGCUGGGUCAGAACGGGCUGCCGACGACAAGGAGCGACGCACUGAAGGCGCUCAUAUAAAUAAGAGUCUGCUGACUUUGGGUACUAUAAUCUCUAAGCUCUCGGAAGCUAGAGAUAGGGCCAGCAAUCCUACUGAUAAAGAGGGGAAGCAUCUGCCGUACCGGGAUAGCAAGCUUACAAGAUUGCUACAGCCUGCCUUGUCAGGAAACUCACUUGUCAGUAUACUCUGCACGAUACAACUAGGAGGGACAGCCAAGUCGCACUCCGGCGAAACUCUCAACACCCUGAAAUUCGCAGCUCGCGCCAAAAACAGCAUUGUCAGUCAUGCUAAACGAGCAGAAGAAGCAUUUGGUAGUGGUGGGGUUGAUGCAGGAAGCCGGGUUCUCCUGGAGCGCUACCGGAUGGAGAUCCAGACACUCCGUAACCAAUUAGAGAGUCAGACAAAGGCCCAAGCUGAGAAAGAGCUGAAGCUGGAAGAACAGCAACUUGAAAAAGAAGCACAGGCACGCCAUGAAGAGCAAAUGCUCGAAAUGCAACUGGCUCGAACGGCCCUGAAAGAGAGAAUUGAACAUUUGAAUCGUCUAAUUCUGUGUUCAAAGUCCACUGGCGUUAAUACUCAGGGAAACCUAUCCGCUCUUGGCCGCCUUUCUAGGAUGUCGACUGGAUCUCGAUCUUUACGCUCUUCACUCAGCCAAUCUACCUUAGGGGCAUACGGGCACUCAUCAUUUCGGCCAAUCUCCUUUCUGUCUGUCAACAGUAAUGAACCUUCCGGAAACCAAUCCUUCCCGGGUGGACAUCUUGGGCAUGAAUUCGAGGAGGAUUUCAUUGGCGAGUUCGCAGAUGGAAAGGCAAGCACUCAGAGACAGAUCGCGGCCCUCCAGGCCGACCUCAACGACAAAAAUCGCUAUAUAUCUACACUGGAGAGACGGCUAUUACAAGCGCGACGCUCGAGUCAUUCCCGCAUGUCGAUAGGUAUGAAAACCGGAAGUGCUACCCCCGAUGCCCCCGAUGUUCUAGCUUUACUACGAGAGAAGGACAUGGAGAUCAAUGAGCUUCGCCUACAACUGGAUGACAAGGACCGGAUGCUCGCUGCUCUCCGCUCUGCAGCUCGACAUCGAGAUCUAGCUCAUUCAGCAACCGAUGCAUUCAUUCCUGACACAAAAGAUAUGUCUGGACGUCAGGAACAUCGUCCUGGCGGCGAUGACUCGCCGGCUUACGACUCAGCUGUUGGUCUUUCUUCCCCAAUCAAAGAUGAAGACCCGGCAGAAAAAAAACGAAGCAUGGAUGACGUGUCACGUAUUCUAGAUGAAAUGAUUCAGGAUCGCGUCGAAAGUGGCCAUUUAAUCAAAGGAUCUCAUGGGAGUGUUCGUGUUGCCGCAGAAAGUCGGCGAACAUCUGAAUCAAUUGCCGGUUUGCCUGGCUUGAGCAUGAGCGCUACAGAUUUGGAGAGUUCUGGCUAA